Molecule: messenger RNA, 4471 nt
Organism: Coregonus clupeaformis (lake whitefish)
Lineage: Eukaryota; Metazoa; Chordata; Actinopteri; Salmoniformes; Salmonidae
Product: serine/threonine-protein phosphatase 6 regulatory subunit 2
Exons: 26
Coding region: 761-3808 (1015 amino acids)
Cellular component (GO): cytosol; nucleus
Molecular function (GO): protein phosphatase binding; protein phosphatase regulator activity
Source: RefSeq, a predicted model, not a curated record
AGAUAGCAGAGAUGAUGGGGUGUCAUGUACUGUUAGCUACAAACAUAAAUAUUUACCCGUGUAACAUUAUCUCUAGGCUAACAGUUCUAGCUUUGGAUAACGCCGGCUUGUCAAUUUUGGAAGUAUCCUUCUGACUGUGUCACCUAGUUAGCAUUUUUACUAAUCUCCUAUUGUAAAUAAUCCGUCAGGUCGGGGGCAUGCAUAUAGCUGUUUGAGAGCUAUGGUUUAAUGGUGCUACCCAUACUGUUGGGAAUUGUAAUAUUCAGCGGUCUCUCUACUCUAUGCCACAACGAUAAGCCACACGUGCCCUUAGCUACCUUCUUUUAAUUGUGCGCGUUCCCGCAAUAGUGUCCGCCAUUUUGAUAAAAAAAAGAUGACCGCAUCCUUGUCUGUCUUGCUCCAAUCUUGAGGGUAAAAGCGACAAUUCAUUUACUGGCGCUGGGAUUAAUUGUACUAUACACGGGUGGAAGGGUCAGGCAGCCUCUGGUGAGCUGUCAAAGAAACACUCGCCAGAUUACUGACAGAUUUGGUUGAUGGGACGUGCAGCUCCAGUUGACUGGUUGGAACAUAAACAAACUGCUCAACUAGCUACUUUAGCAGACUGACACUGACGCCCUGGAGCUAAAUUACAAGACAGUUUGUCGGUGUGUGCCAAUGGUGUGAGUAAUCGUCCAUGCAGAUGACCAUUCCUUCCUUGGUCUUUAAGACAAAUGACUGAAGAGGUCUGACCAAGGACACACAUUACUUAGCAGCAGCAGCUAUGUUCUGGAAGUUUGACCUGCACACGUCGUCCCAGCUAGAGGCCCUGCUGGAGAAGGAUGAUGUCACACUCACUGAGCUCAUGGAGGAGGAGGACGUACUGCAGGAGUGCAAGGCCCAGAACCGCAGGCUGCUGGUCUUCCUGUCCCAGGACACCUGCAUGCAGGAGCUGCUGCACCUCAUCACCACAGAGCCCCCUGCUGGCCUGGAAGAAACAAGACGUUUUAAGCACCCUAACAUAGCGUGUGAGCUGCUGACGAGUGAUGUGGGAGUGAUAAAUGAUAAGCUGGGUGGAGAGAAGCCCCUGCUGGAUACCCUGUACUCUUUCCUGGAGCAGCCACCUCCCCUCAACCCCCUUCUCGCGUCCUUCUUCAGCAAGACCAUCGGAAACCUCAUCACACGCAAGACCGAACAGGUGAUCUCCUUUCUGCGGGGAAAGGAGGGUUUCCUGGGUCUGGUCCUGAAUCACAUCAACACAUCAGCCAUGAUGGACCUCCUGCUACGCCUCAUCAGCUGUGUAGAACCUGCUCCUCUCAGACAGGACACACUCAACUGGUUAAAUGAAGAGCGGCUGGCCCAGAGGCUUAUAGAGCUAAUCCACCCUGGGAAAGACGAGGAGAAACAGUCAAAUGCAUCCCAGACUGUGUGUGACAUCAUCCGUCUGAGCAGAGACCAGGCCAAUCAGCUCCAAGAGAACUCUGAGGCUGACCCUCUGCUCGCCGUGCUGGAGUCGCAGGAGUGUGUGGGUCAGCUGCUGGACAACAUGUUUGUGGGCGAGAGGACAGAGAGCUGCAUCAUCUACGGAACUCAAGUCCUUCUCACCUUACUGGAAAUCAGGAGGCCAGGGGUGGAGGGUGUGUUGGAUGUGUGUGUUCAGGGACAUGAGAGGUGUGUCAACAGCAGCAUCCUGCAGGCCAUCCAACCCCACCUCACACACUACCACCAACUACUGCUGGAUCCACCCAGGGUGACCCCCAUGCUUACCAGUCUAGGUGUGUUGGAGGUGCCACUGGGUAACUGUCGUCUCCAUGUGGCCAGACUGAUGGCCUCGCUGCUACAGACCACUAACACCAGUUAUUACACCUGUUGUAACAACACCAUUUAUAACAACACCGUCACACUGGAGCUCUGCAGACUCAACACCAUAAACAUUCUACUGGACCUGUUCUUUAAGUACACCUGGAACAACUUCCUGCACUUCCAAGUGGAGCUGUGUGUGGCAGCCAUCCUCAGCCACUCUGCCCAGGAGCAGAGGCCCCUGGUCGCCCUGGUUACCCAGGAAAAGCCCAGGCUUCAGCAGGAGCCCCAGGAGAAGCAGGCCUCGCCUGGCCCCACCCCCCCACUGCCCUCUGUUCCUCCUGACAUCUCCACACAUAACCCACUGGUGACCCAUUUGUUUCAGGACUGUCGUCUGGUUCAGAGGAUAUUGGAGGCCUGGGAGGAGAAUGAUAAGAUUCAGGCGGAGGGGGGUAUGAGGAGAGGCUACAUGGGUCACCUGACUAGGAUCGCCAAUACUGUAGUCUGUAACAUGGAGAAAGGACCGGUACACACCCAGAUCAGCAGCCUCAUUACAGAGCUGCUUGAGGAUUGCAAGGGGCGCUGGGAGACCUUUGUAGACCAGGACCUGACAGAGAUCAACAGGAAGAACACUGUAGACCUGGUGUCUCACAACCUGCGCUCCUCCAGUGAAGACGAUGACAGACAGAGUCCCUUCCCCAAAGAGCUGUCACUGCAACAAACAUUCUCAGACUAUCAGAUCCAGCAGAUGACUGCUAACUUUGUGGAUCAGUUUGGCUUCAAUGACGACGAGUUCUCAGAACACGGCGACAACAUCAACGCCACCUUUGACCGGAUCGCAGAGAUUAACUUCAAUGUGGACACAGAGGACACCGCUAAGACUGUGGCGUUUGAGGCCUGCACUAAGGAGAAGAUCCAGUCGUUUGAUGACAACGAAGAGGAAGAUAUCUGGGAGGAGAGAGAGAUCAACUAUACUACACACACCAGGUCCAGGACCAGGUUUGGGGGGUCGCGGACGUCUGUUGGAUCGGCUCAGAGUGAUGGGGUGAGCGAUACUCCUGAUAGGUCAACAGGUUCUGACACUGAGGAGUGGGAGGUGCCUAAUGAGUUCACAGGUCAGACAGAACACAGCAAGAACAUCAGCCAGACUGAGACUGCACAGAGUAAGGACGACUAUUUGAACCCAGGCCCUGGCUGGGCGGCUAGUUUCGGGGAGGUGAACUCUAAGGCCCCCUCUCCUGGAGUGGGCGUGGAUCCAUGGGCUAAUCCCACCCCCAAGCCUGGAGUGGGUGUAGACCCAUGGGGUAGCCCUGCCCCCACACCUGGAGUGGGCGUAGACCCAUGGGGUAGCCCCGCUUCUAAGUCCGGAGUGGGCAUGGAUCCAUGGACUAGCCCCACUCCCAAGUCUGAAGUGGGCGUAGACUCAUGGGACACCCCUGCCCCCAAGUCAGGAGUUGGCGUGGACGCAUGGGGCAGCCCCACCCCCCAGCCCGUAACCACAGAGGCAGAGAAGGGCUGGGCCAAGUUCACUGACUUUCAGCCCUUCUGCUGUUCAGAGACAGGUCCGAGGUGCACUUCUCCAGUAGACUCAGAGAUCUGUGGGUCAGACAAAACAAAACCCAGCCAGGACAAGAACUCGUGUGUGUGGAGUGUGUGUGUGGCGAGGAAGGCUCCCCUGGUAGCAUCAGACAGCUCUUCAUCAGGAGGCUCAGAAAGUGAUGAAGAGGAGGACAAGACUGAAUCUGUUACUAUGGAGACGGUAUCCAAGGAAAUGGUCACUACAGAGACCGUUGUCACAACCGCCGGACGGGAGACCAUCAGACUUAGCAUGGACGCCAAGAACGAGAGAGCUGUCUUCACCAGAGUGUUUCAUCCUGCAGUCAGAGGUGAGGCUGACAUGAGAGAGAAAGAGAAGAUGAAAGAGAGGGUGUUGGGUGGAGGAGACCCUCUCAAUGCCACCGCUGCUCCCCUCAAAAUUCGGCCUGCUACCGUCACAAAAGACACACCAUCCUCGGCAAACGGACCGGCCUAGUACUACGGUACCACAACACACACAUACACUCCAUUCCCUAGCAAACACUAACACACUCCACUUCCCAACAACACUCCAUGCCAUGCAAUGUCCUGUAUUCGUGAGCAGUGCUGCCCUGCCAUAGGUCUGUGUCUAGGACAUCUACGGUGGCUGAGAGGGUCAACAAGCAGAAGAGAAAAGCGAUUGCGGAAGCCAGACCACAGCUCCUAAACACAACAGCUUAUAAACAGAUUAAUGUGAUGUUUGUCCCUGCCCUUCUGCUGUAGUCUGUCCUACACACCUAUCACAUCACCACACUGCGACAUGUGUGUGUGUGCGAUCAAGCUUUAUGUAGUCUUGUUGUUAGUUCUUGGCUCAGCUCUCCAGCUGGCCGUGUUUUUUACACUCUUUGUUAAGUAGAGAGACGACACUCCAUUCUCGCCGUAGUCACAUCCUCAGCCCAGAGUAAAGUCUGAGACCAGGGGAUGAGGGGAAUGUGUAGUCUGUACUGACAGUAAGAUCCUCAAAGACUAAAUGUGUUCUAAAAAUGUGUUCCUAGUUUAAAUUAUUUGACUCAAUCAUUUCAUCAUAGAAAAUCCAGACUGAUUAUGAAAAUCCACCACUAUCUUUCUCCCUCUCUUUGUGUGGACUAUUACAGGUAAUUAAAAUAGUCUGUUCUUUCUC